AUGACGGUUAAUGACGAAGUUGAUCAUCAGCUUCGUUUACAAGCAUUGCGAAUCAAAGACGAGUUCAUGCCGCAAGCCCAUCGAUACAACCUCCGACGCGCCACCACCGACGCGCCACAAGCUAUGCCCCAGAUCCUCAAUCAGUUUGAUCGUGUUUCGUCCGUGCACGAGCCCCACCCGGCCAAUCACGCCGCUCGCCUCAUCUACUUGGGGGCUGUGCGAUUGUGGGCCCCCAAGUAG
Molecule: messenger RNA, 240 nt
Organism: Pyricularia pennisetigena
Lineage: Eukaryota; Fungi; Ascomycota; Sordariomycetes; Magnaporthales; Pyriculariaceae
Exons: 2
Coding region: 1-240 (79 amino acids)
Source: RefSeq, a predicted model, not a curated record